AUGCCUACCUCAAUUUUGCUUCAGAAUGCGACCAUUCUUGUCCCGUCUGGAGAUGCAAACGACUACGUGGUCCCCUUGCGAGAACACUCGUUGCUCAUUGAAGACAACAAAAUCACAAAUAUUGCGCCCCGGAUUACCCCAUUUUUGCAUGCCGAAGUUAUCGACUGUACGGACAAAAUCAUUGCCCCUGGAUUCAUAGACACUCAUCACCAUCUUUGGCAGACCCAGCUCAAGGGUCGCCAUGCGAAUCAGACGCUAGUGGAGUAUAUGCCCAACGGGUGUAUGCAGCAUGCAAACUAUACGCCAGAGGAUAUCUUCUGGGGAGAGCUUGGUGGCUGCCUCGAAGCCUUAGAUGCAGGUACUACGACUGUGGUGGAUCACGCUCAUCUGACAAGUUCACCGGCUCACUCCUCAAAUGGCGUUGAAGCCACAGUAUCAUCGGGUAUUCGGUCCAUCUUUUGCUACACACCCUCUAUGAGAGCCAAGACCUGGACACCGGAGAUGACUCUUGCCGGAUUGCUGGACGACUGGGUGUUGAAACAAUUUGACGAACUAUCCACUGCGGCCCCAUUUGGAGAUGGCCGGGUUCAAAUGGGCCUAGCCUUUGACGGACUAUCGCUUCCCAAAAACCAGGUCGUGUCCCUCUAUGACCGGGCGCGCAAGGCCGGUGCCAAGGUCAUCACGACGCACUAUGUACGGGGCACCUUCGGCUAUGACUCCGCUGUUGACCUCCUCGACUCAUAUGAUCUUCUGGGACCAGACAUUCUUCUUUCCCAUGCAAGCAACCUUACCCAGACCGAUAUCGAGAAGCUACAAAAAGCCAAAGCCUGGAUCUCUUCAACGCCUGACACCGAGCUGCAGAUGGGACACGGGAAGGUUGUCUGUUUUCAAGAAGGCUGCGAAGAGCUCAGUUCACUGGGGAUUGACUGCCACAGCAAUAACUCCAGCGACAUGGUAUCGCAGAUGCGUCUUGCCUUGCAGAGUGAACGGUCCCAUCGCAACGAGAAGCUGUUGGCCGAAAAGAAGGUCCCACAGUCGCUGAAUCUCAAUGUUCAAGAUGUUUUCCGAUUGGGCACAAUUCAAGGGGCGCGCGCCAUCCACAUGGAAGAUAAAAUCGGAUCGAUCGAGGUUGGAAAACUUGCAGAUCUGGUGGUCUUUGAUGGCACGAGCCCCGGGAUGAUUUGCGCAUCCGAGCACGAUCCCGUCGCCGCAAUCGUCCUGCAUUCUUCAGUUCGCGAUAUUGAGAUGGUGAUUGUGGAUGGCCAUAUUCGCAAGCGGGAGGGAAAGCUGGCUCCUGUGGAUAUCAGCCCGAUGCUACCCGGGGUGGAAAUAUCAGAAACGAGGAUGGAUUGGAGGCAAGUUGCUCGGAAGCUAAUUUCUAGUCGUGCGAGGAUUGAAGAGACCUUUUUAGAAACAAAUGGUAGCAAUCCUCAGGAAUUAGUGGACGCCUUCAUGAAGAUGUUUCAUCUGGGUACAGACCACUUUGUCCGACUAUGA
This is a messenger RNA of Penicillium alfredii, 1497 nucleotides long. RefSeq names its product Metallo-dependent hydrolase. The record is from RefSeq and is a predicted model, not a curated record. Bases 1 to 1497 code for a protein of 498 amino acids. Lineage: Eukaryota; Fungi; Ascomycota; Eurotiomycetes; Eurotiales; Aspergillaceae. The transcript has 4 exons. Gene Ontology annotation, molecular function: hydrolase activity, acting on carbon-nitrogen (but not peptide) bonds.